CACGUCCCGCGACCACACCCUGCCACCACGCCCACGCGCACCCCGACCCGACCGCCUCACCGCCUCUCCGCCCAUGCGCCGCGAGUAGCGCACCCCCAUUGCGCCUCCGCUUGCGAUGCAGCAGGUCGCCCGCUCGUUCCCGUCCGCCGGCUCGCCCUCGCACGCGCCGCCCAUGUACCAGCAGUCGCCGUCGCACUCGCACAGCGGCCUGAUGGCCGCGCCGGGCUUCAGCCGCUCGUUCAGCGACGUCAGCGCCUACGCCCAGCCGCCCAUGGAGAAGCCCCAGAUCUACACGGCCGUCUACUCGGGCGUGUCCGUCUACGAGAUGGAGGUCAACCGCGUCGCCGUCAUGCGCCGCCGCUCCGACGGCUGGCUCAAUGCGACCCAGAUCCUCAAGGUUGCCGGCGUCGACAAGGGCAAGCGCACCAAGGUGCUCGAGAAAGAGAUCCUGACGGGCGAGCAUGAGAAGGUGCAGGGCGGCUACGGCAAGUACCAGGGCACGUGGAUCAACUACCGCCGUGGCCGCGAGUUCUGCCGCCAGUACGGCGUCGAGGACAUCCUGCGCCCGCUGCUCGACUACGACAUCAGCGCCGAGGGCGGCCAGGGCCACGGCAUCGAGACCCCCACCAAGGAGCAGGCCAUGGCCGCGAACCGCAAGCGCUUCUACACCCAGAGCAUCGACGGCCGCCCGCAGAGCCAGAGCGUAGGCGGCACCUUCUUCAGCAACAUCUCCUCAACUGCCACCAGCGCCCUCGCCGCCAUGAACAAGGUCGCUCGUCUCAACUCGCCUGCGCCGCCGCGCCCUGCCAGCUCGUCGCAGGGCCGCCGCUCCAUAGCGCGCCCGCCGCAAGGACCAGGCCCGAUGGCGAGCCAGGACUCGUUCCGCACCAGUAGCCAGCAGAGUGUCCACAGUCUGGCCUCCGAGCGCAGCUUCAGCGGCCAGAACGGGCACACCGACUCGGCCUACGGCACCGGCAUGGACGACUCGCAUGAGCCGCCCAGGAAACGGAUGCGCCCGUCGCAGGAGGAGUCCUUCUCACAGCGCGAAGAAAUCCUGCGCGACCACGGCUCGCCUACAGAACCCAGCGAGUCGUUCUACCAGAACCAGCACCAGACUGGCCACACCAUCAGCCUCCCAGAUGGCGAGGUCCCUACGGCUUUACCGCCUUUGCCGUACCCAGACAAUAAGAUCAACGAGGAGAAGCAGGCCAUGUUGACAGAUCUCUUCGCAGAUCAGACUCGCACAGACUUCACAAACCACCCAGCAAUACUGCAUCUCUCUGGUGCAGACCUCGACAUGCCUAUCGACAACAGCUCUAACACGGCGCUCCAUUGGGCUGCAACCCUUGCGCGGGUGUCUCUGAUGCGCCUGCUGGUGUCGAAAGGCGCAAAUAUGUUCAGAGGUAGCGCGACGGGCCAAACGCCGCUGAUGAGCGCAGUCUCUGUCAAUAACAGCCUCGACCAUAGUUGCUUUCCGGAGACGCUCGAGAUUCUUGCGCCGCUGAUCGAACUCCGCGACUCUCAAGGACGCACCAUUCUGCACCACAUUGCCGUCACAUGCGCCAUCAAAGGGCGCGCGGCAUCCAGCAAGUACUACCUUGAAGCGCUGCUGGAGUAUCUUGUCCGCAGCAAUAUCGGCGCCACCCAAAUCCCAUCCUUCCUCGAGAACAGCAACUACCCCAAACCAAUAGGACUGAUGAGGUUUAUGCAGGAGAUGGUCAACGCCCGGGAUAAGGCUGGCAAUACAGCUCUCAAUCUUGCAGCCAGGAUAGGGAACCGAAACAUCAUUUCACAGCUCCUUGAAGUGCAGGCCGACCCCACAAUCCCCAAUCACAAAGGGACGCGGCCGGUCGAUUUCGGUGUAGGCAGUGACUUGCAGGGCGACGCAGACACUGUAGCAUCUGCUGCCAGCCCGUCGAAAGGGAAAGCGCCGUUGAGCAAGGUGGAGGAAACAGCGCGCGAGAUCCAACCGUUGAUGAACGGCAUCCUGCAGUCAGCAUCGAUGCAGUUCACGCAAGAAGCGCGUUUGAAGCAGGACUUGAUCGAUCAGACAAAUUCCACAAUCAGCACCCUCUCGUCUUUACAGAAAUCCGAACAACACCGACUGGAAACCCUCCGCACCCGUCUUCGUCAGCGCCAGGACCGCGCUAAGAGAAUCGCAAAUCUGCAGCGCUGGCUGGAACCUCAACGGCAUAUGCUCGCUGCGACCAACGCCGCCACAGACCUCGAUCAAAAGCGCGAAGUCGGCUACGCUGAUGCAGAAGGCGCCGGCUUGCUCGUUCAAGAGUCUGAUCUGCCCGAAGAUGUCCGCAACGAAGGCGAGCAUCUCAUCCGGCAAGCCUCAGGCGGCGCGUCCUACCUCAGCACCCCGCUGUCCAUCCCCCCAACCGCUACGCUGUCACCCAAUCUUUCGUCCAUACCCACCAAUGUCCUUCGGCAGAGAAUUGAAGUGUACUGCCAGUCCAAUGCCGCGCUGCUGCAGAGGAGCAGACAACUGAAGGAUAAAGACGGUCAGCUUGAGGCUAUGUUCAGACAGGUCGUAUGUCUGUGUACGAACGUGCAGGAGGAUCGGAUCGACGAAGUACUUCCUAGUCUUGUCGCGGCGCUUGACAGCGACCCUCUGGACGGCGUGGAGGUGGGGCGGGUGCGUGAAUUCCUGCGGAAGGUGGAGGGCGUGGAGGCGUGAGGAAGUUCAUGAGAUGCCUCAAUUAUAUUCCUUACUUAUUUCCGUGGACUGGCAAGCGGUGCCUCGGCAAACGGUGUUCGGCGCGUGUAAAUCAGCAGGCAGGCUGUUUGAUGCUUUCUGGCAUAUCGAUAUCAAUACCAGUACCUGUUAUGAACUUCCUUCUGGCCAAACAGGGAUUGUUG
Boeremia exigua is the source of this 2868-nucleotide messenger RNA. RefSeq names its product apses transcription factor-like protein. Gene Ontology annotation, molecular function: transcription coactivator activity; DNA binding; protein binding. Bases 116 to 2686 code for a protein of 856 amino acids. NCBI's taxonomy places the organism in Eukaryota, Fungi, Ascomycota, Dothideomycetes, Pleosporales, Didymellaceae. Gene Ontology annotation, cellular component: SBF transcription complex; MBF transcription complex. The transcript has 2 exons. The record is from RefSeq and is a predicted model, not a curated record.